UACUAAAAUAAAUAAAUCAAUCAAAAUCAAUGGCACCGACAUUGGGUUAUUGGAAUAUACGUGGAAAAGGCGAACCAAUUCGCUUAUUGUUGACCUAUACGGGCACCAAAUUUGAGGACAAACGGUACAGUCCUAGUAGUAGUGAUGAUUGGUUCAAACGGGACAAACAGUCGCUGGGAUUUGACUUUCCUAAUCUUCCCUACUAUAUUGAUGACGAUAAUGAUGUAAAACUGACACAACAACUGGCCAUUUGUCGAUACAUUGCCGGCAAACACCAGGGUUUGUCCGGUCAGUCCGGCGAAGAGCAACGGCGGGUGAAUGUUGUUGAACAACAAUUGACUGAAAUGAGUUCACAGUUUUCCCAAUUGAUGUUACAUCCAGAUUAUGAUACAAUAAAAGCCGAUUAUCUGGAAAAACGUUUGUCGCCGAGUUUACAACUAUUGGGCAAAUUUCUAGGGGAUCGACCGUUUUUGGCCGGACAAACAGUCACUUAUGUAGACUUUAUUGCCUUUGAAUUAUUGGAAAAACUUAACGCUUGGCAACCAUUGGAGGUCUACUCGAAAGUCGAUAAACUAAAACAGUUUACCUCAAGAGUCCGAUCGUUGCCAUCGAUUGCCAACUAUUUGCUAACCGCACCCAAUGUCCCGUUUAAUGGACCACAUUUCAAAUGGGGCGGUAGUGUCUAA
This is a messenger RNA of Oppia nitens, 686 nucleotides long. Its product is annotated as glutathione S-transferase-like. Bases 30 to 686 code for a protein of 218 amino acids. The record is from RefSeq and is a predicted model, not a curated record. Lineage: Eukaryota; Metazoa; Arthropoda; Arachnida; Sarcoptiformes; Oppiidae. Gene Ontology annotation, biological process: glutathione metabolic process. Gene Ontology annotation, molecular function: glutathione transferase activity. The transcript has 4 exons.